AUGCUAAAACUAUUGAACUAUCUCCGAUUAAGCGAGAAUAUCUCGAUGUUCCUGUCAUUGGUAACCAAUACAAUACUUCUAACUCUGAUCAUGAUGAAUACUCAAAUUCGACUCGGAUCUUAUAAACAUCUGAUGAUCUUGUGUUGUUUGGUGCAAUUACUUUAUUCGGUGACAAAUGUGACGGCAAAUAUGGUCGGAUAAGAUUUUCUCUGCGGUUUUUUUUCAAAUUUUUUUUUAGAAUGCUCAUAGCACAAAUGUAUCCUAUGUGUUGUUCAGAAAAAAUAGUGGAUUUAUUGAUCGAAAAUUUGCUCCAUUUUCCUUGAGUUAGUUGAAAUUUUAAAAUUUUUUAAAAUUUUAAUGAAAGAUCUUUUUUUUAGUUCAUUUCUGUGGAAUGUAUACAACUCAAAUUGCCGUGCUUUCAAUUCAUUUUCUCUAUCGGUUUAUACAUUUGUCACAGUAAGAGAAAUAUUUUUUAUUUUUUUAAAGAAAUAUUUUUUAUUGAUUUUCAGUCCAAAACUUGUGAAAAUUUUUGAUGGUUGCUAUAUAUAUUUUUGGAUUCUGACGGCAUUUCUUUUCGGAGCUUUUAUAGUUUGUCUCAAAUAUUUGUACCUUGGUGAAAACGAAUUUCUAACGAAUCAACUUCGCGAAGAUUUUGAAAAUAUAUAUGGUUUAGCUAUGGAUGAAGUGAUUUAUAAUGGUCCCAUAUUUUAUAAAUGUGAAAACGGAGCAACAGAUUGCGUGAAACCUAUUGAAGUUUGGAUAACAAUUGGAAUUCUAAUGAUUGGAAUGAUGAUUUGUUACACAUCAAUGAUGUAUUUCGGAAUUGUUUCGUUUAUUCGAAUCAAUAGUCAGAAUCUAGUGUUGAGUGCAAAAUUGCGAGAACAACAACGGCAACUUCUCAAAGCUCUUUUGAUUCAGGCAACAAUCCCAAGUUUAUUUAUCUAUAUUCCUUCGGAAAUUCUAUUCAUAACUCCGGUUUUUGGCGUUGGUCUUGGAGAGAAUGCGAAUAUUUCGAUGAUUUUCCUGGCAAUUUACCCGUCGAUUGAACAAUUGGGAGUGAUUUAUGUUAUUAAAGAUUUUCGAACAAAUUUCAAACGUUUGGUAACGAGAAGCAAGACUAGAACAUCUACUAUUGCCACAUAA
This is a messenger RNA of Caenorhabditis angaria, 1143 nucleotides long. NCBI's taxonomy places the organism in Eukaryota, Metazoa, Nematoda, Chromadorea, Rhabditida, Rhabditidae. The record is from the annotation of a GenBank genome assembly.